AUGGAGACAACAACCAGAGUUAUGUAUGUGAAUCAGACCACUGCUGUGGAGAGUCUAAGUGCUGCAGCUACUACUAUGAGCUCUGGUGUGAGUUACCAGCUUCCUUCUCUCUGCUCCCCUUUCACCCUUCUCUUUUCUCUCCCUGUUUUAUUCCAUGUCUCCUCUCCUCCAUACAGUGUAUGCCUAACCAUAGUUAUUUGUGUGAGCCUGUUGCUAUCUCCUCUGUUCUCCUCUGAUCUCCUCUGUUCUCCUCUGUUCUCCUCUCCCCCUCUAUCCUCUCUGCAUAUCGUAGUCCCUGUCUAUCCUCUGUCUCCAUAGGUUGUGUAAGUCUUGAGUUGAUACUGUGAGAGGGUAGCUCUAGUUGUUUGCAGGCAGGGUUGUAGUCUCAUGUUACUGGUGCAGUCCCUUUUAUAAUAACUCAAGACUUACUGCAUGGGCUUUAAAGCUACUGAGCCUGGAGCAGUUUUUCAUUUGUUGUUUAGGCCUAUGUUGUGCUAAACAAAUUAUCCUGAGCACUGAGGUGUGUGUGUCAGAGGUUUGAGGCCGACAGACCUGUUGGAAACGGCGUAAUGCUUAGCUCUGUUUUCAGGGUUCUGGUUGGUGUGGACCCUCAUCAUCAUAUUGAUGUGCUGCUGUGUGUGUCAGCGCCGGCGCUACAAACAGCGCUUCCAGCAGCAGAGGAGACAGAACGAGAUCAACCUCAUUGCAUACAGAGAGGCCCACAACAACACACAACAUCUCCCACUCUAUCUCAGUGAGUGUCUGUCUGUAGCAUAUGUUUGCGUGAUACAGCACAAUAAAAAGUACAAUACAUAAUACUAUCGGCCUACAUGUCAAUAUAAUGUGUAUAUAUAUCAAGACAUUUCAAAUAAUAUCCUCUCCCUCCCUCUCUCGUUGUACAGGAUUCCUGCCUGACUACCUGCUGCCAACCUAUGAGGAGGUAGUUGACAGCCCUGCCACUCCUCCCCCUCCCUACGGUCCCCCUCCAGUUAGCCUCUCUGUCCACUCAGCACCCUGACUGAUUGAUGAGGAACAUUAUUUAUUUAAUCCAUUUUAGAAUAAGGCUGUAACGUAACUAAAUGUGGAAAAAGGGAAGGGGUCUGAAUACUUUCCGAAUGCACUGUAUGUAGCCUUAUCUUAAGGUGGUGACGCACUGACCCUAAAAGCCUGGAGUCUCACUGCUGAGCCACACAAAGGCCAGUAGAUUACAGAGUUAUGCACAGUUCAAAUGCUGAAUUUAUGGCAAGUCGAUCUGAAUAGAAACUAAAAGUGGGCUGGCACAGUUGAGAGCUUUUCUUGACAUACGGAUUGGUUUCAUACAACCGCUCAAAACACUGCAGACUUCCUCAUUGGUUUUGGGUCGAAUUCAGGCAUAACAGCGACCUCUUGUUCUUUUUUUAUAUACCGUUUAUUUAUUCAGACGAGACAUACACGGCCCAACAUCAACAUUUGA
Messenger RNA from Coregonus sp. 'balchen', 1453 nucleotides. The record is from the annotation of a GenBank genome assembly. NCBI's taxonomy places the organism in Eukaryota, Metazoa, Chordata, Actinopteri, Salmoniformes, Salmonidae.